This is a messenger RNA of Lacerta agilis (Sand lizard), 1846 nucleotides long. Its product is annotated as vascular non-inflammatory molecule 3-like. The transcript is spliced from 7 exons. The record is from RefSeq and is a predicted model, not a curated record. Gene Ontology annotation, molecular function: hydrolase activity, acting on carbon-nitrogen (but not peptide) bonds, in linear amides. NCBI's taxonomy places the organism in Eukaryota, Metazoa, Chordata, Lepidosauria, Squamata, Lacertidae. Bases 16 to 1509 code for a protein of 497 amino acids.
GCAGAUUCCACCAGCAUGGCGCUCUUCCAGCUUCAUCUUUGUGCUGCAUUUCUGGUGGGAAUUAUUCUCCCUUCUUCUGCUUUAGAGGAUACCUUCACUGCCGCUGUCUAUGAGCAUGCUGUGAUACUGACAGGAGACACUCCGAGAAACGUCUCUCGAGCAGAAGCCUUGGAGCUGAUGAACAGAAAUCUAGACAUCUUAGAAGGAGCCAUCAAAACAGCUGCCCAGCAGGGUGCCCACAUCAUUGUGACGCCUGAGGAUGCCCUUUAUGGCUGGGUCUUCACCCGAGAAACUCUAUAUCCUUAUCUGGAGUAUAUACCAGAUCCGCAAGUAGAUUGGAUUCCAUGCAAUGAGCCAAAAAGGUUUGGGUCGAAUCCAAUACAGGGAAGACUCAGCUGCAUAGCAAAGGAGAACUCCAUCUAUGUGGUUGCCAACAUGGGGGACAAGAAGCCAUGCAACCACAGUGACCCCCAAUGCCCGAGUGACGGUCGCUAUCAGUACAAUACAGACGUUGUUUACGAUACGGAAGGGAAAUUUGUGGCACGUUACCACAAGUACAACCUUUUCGCUCCUGAAGUCUACUUUAAUUACGCCAAGGACCCACAGUUUGUAACCAUCAACACCUCCUUUGGGAAGCUUGGCCUUAUGACUUGUGCCGACGUUCUUAAUUAUCGCGAACCUGCCAUCUCGCUGGUGGAAAAGUACAAGGUGGACACCAUCCUCUUCCCAACUGCUUGGCAGAAUGGUCUGCCGCUCUUGUCUGCUGUUGAGUUCUACUCAGCCUGGGCAAUGGGAAUGCGUGUCAACUUCCUUGCUGCUAAUAUAAACAAGCCCCGCUUGGACAUGACUGGGAGUGGUAUCUUUACACCUGAAGGCGCCAAGGUGUAUCACUUUGAUAUGAAAACGCAGACUGGAAAACUCCUGGUUGCGGAAAUCGAUGCUCGCCCCCGUCAUUCCCCCACAUACCCUCCUGCUGUCAACUGGAGCUUAUAUGCUUCAAAUAUCAAGCAUUUCCCUGCAAGCCCAGUGUUUACUGCAAGCUUCUAUUUUGAUAACUUCACCUUCACUGAAAUCUCUCGAGAAGCUGGAAAUCAUACCGUCUGCCAAAAGGGCCUCUGCUGCCACUUGAGCUACAAGAUGGCAGAGAAGCGAGAGGACGAGGUUUACGCAUUCGGCGCCUUUGAUGGGCUUCAUGUGAUCGAAGGGGAAUAUUAUCUGCAGAUAUGCACACUACUGAAAUGUAAGAGCACAGACUUGAAAUCAUGCGGGGAGCCAGUUGAUAAAGCUCAUACAAGAUUUGACUCCUUCACCCUCAGCGGCACCUUUAACACAAGCUACGUGUUUCCGGAAGUCUUGCUCACUGAGACUCAGCUGGCCACUGGAGAAUUUCAGGUAUUGACUGACGGACGUUUGACAAGCAAUGGCCUAUCAAAGCCAGUCCUAUCUGUGGCUCUUUUUGGAAGGUGGUAUGAAAGGGACCCACCACAUCCAGAGGGUGCUCCUUCAUAAGACUCAUCCAAUUAGGACCAUGUCUCUUUUCCUGAAUUUUGUGGGUGCUUGUACAACAAAGGCGGAAUGAACAGGAUCAGUGUGUUUUGCUGCAGGACAAACCAUGUAGCUUGUUUUAGGAGCAGUUAUCAGCCACAAAGAGAAGAUGAACAUACCAUCUAGCUACACAGCUAUUUCCCAUUGCUUUAAACAGGAGCAUGGGGCAUACAAUGAAGAAGGACUUUGGCUUUAAACUUUAUUAAUAUUUGUGUUCCUCCUCUUGGUUAUAGCCAAAAGAAAUCUGCUGCUAGGGCAAAUACAAACUAUAAUUCAGGGUGGGGAACCUGUGGCUGUCCAG